Ananas comosus (pineapple) is the source of this 547-nucleotide messenger RNA. RefSeq lists its product as uncharacterized. The transcript has a single exon. NCBI's taxonomy places the organism in Eukaryota, Viridiplantae, Streptophyta, Magnoliopsida, Poales, Bromeliaceae. Gene Ontology annotation, cellular component: ribosome. Gene Ontology annotation, biological process: translation. The coding region runs from base 137 to 520 and encodes 127 amino acids. Gene Ontology annotation, molecular function: structural constituent of ribosome. The record is from RefSeq and is a predicted model, not a curated record.
CCCGUUUCCAGACAGACCUAUCCAUUUUUUCCGGAUUCUUCCCUCCAUAAAAAAACCCAACUCAGAGAAGAUAAAGCUCAUUCCCUUAACCGUCUCCACCUCUUCUUCUUCCUCCUCUCCCUCCUCUUAAAACUCCAUGGCCGCGGCCUGCAGCCUCCUCCACCUCUCCUUCCCGAGGACCCCUCCCUCCCCCGCUUCUCCCCUCCGCUCCUCUCGCCCCAACGAGCUCCCCCUCCCUUUCCCCUCUCGCCGCCCCUUCUCGCUUUUGCUCUCCUCCACCUCCUUCUCCAACCUACCCGGCCCUUUCCAUGUCGACCCCGCGCCCCCCCGCGCGGGGUACAACGUGCAGGUCGUGGUGGGCGAGGACGAGCCCGAGGAGGUGCUGCUGCGGCGCUUCCGAAGGGAGGUCUCCAAGGCUGGGGUCAUCCAGGAGUGCAAGCGCCGCAGGUUCUUCGAGAACAAGCAGGAGGAGCGCAAGCGCAAGGCCCGCGAGGCCGGCCGCAGGAACCGCCGCAGGUGAUGCUGCUGCUUCUUUCCUCCAUUUCUU